Chiloscyllium plagiosum (whitespotted bambooshark) is the source of this 1552-nucleotide messenger RNA. RefSeq lists its product as uncharacterized. NCBI's taxonomy places the organism in Eukaryota, Metazoa, Chordata, Chondrichthyes, Orectolobiformes, Hemiscylliidae. The record is from RefSeq and is a predicted model, not a curated record.
UACAGUAACGCUUCUGCCUCUAGCCCUUAAAUUAACUAUAAAGAAAGAACAAGCAAUGCUGUGAAAUACAACUAUUGACAAGAUGGGUUUUAUUCAUCGUGCAACUGCUCUUUUGGCAUUAAACAUGAAUGGUUUACUUACCGUUCUUGCAUGUCUGGACGAAUCAAGCAGAAAUGCAACUCUUGGAGAAAGCAUCUUGCUGAAUCCAAACUACACAGAUUGUGAAAUGUGUUCAGUUGAAUGGACAUUUUCUUCACACUCAGAGAACCGUCGCAUUUCUUCUUAUGUCAAAAGCAAAGGACCGACUUCUGAAACUAUCUUUCGUACAUUUGAACACAAAGUGAAUAUUGAAGAUGAUGGCUUUUUUUUACGACUUCUAUCUAUUCAGCUUAAUGAUACAGGAAAAUACACUCGAACUUUCACAGCAUCAAAUGGAAUAGAAAGCUGCGUAAGCGUAAUAAUUAAUGUAUAUGCAGAAUCUGAAGUAAAGACUCUUGAGGUAAACCAGUCGAAUGCAGAAGUCCAUAGCUCAAGAAUAAUAACACACAUUUCAGCAUCAAUUGUUGGAUCCAUAUUUGGAGGGAUAAUCUUGGUUCUGAUCAUCUGGAUUGUAAUUAAAUUAAUUAGAAGAAGAGUAGCAUCAGAAAAUAAAAGUUCAUUGUCAAUCCAGAUGUCAUCUUAUCCAAUUUAUGGCAAUUGGAAAAUCCCAACAUAUGCCUGAAAAGAAGAAUGACAACGAUGGCUUGAUAACCUAUCUGAUUGCAUCACAUGCCAAAAUGUCACAAAGGAAAACAGCAUACUUUGACAGGAAAUUCUGCAGACAGAAGUUACAUGUGAUAGAACAUUUUAUACAUUCAUUUUCAGUAACCUAAUUUCCUUUAGGUGGUAGUUUAUCUCAUUGCUAAACCUAAACUGAGGAAUGUACUACAAACCUCUGACACUUGGUAGUCAUUUUUAAAAUUUGAAAUACUGUAAAGUUAACUUGAAAUCAUUUUGAAUAAUGUGAUUGAUUUACAAUAUUUACAUCUUGCUCAAUUCAGUGUAUUUAAUAUUCAGUACAAUAUGUUUUGUUAUACAUGCACACUUCUAGUCAGCCCAACACAGUGGUAAGCUGUGGUUACUGGAACCACAGUGAGACAGUUUUAUUCAAGUUGGUUUCAUCCUGAUUUACUAGCAAUCAUAGAGUGGCUGUUUAUCUGAUUUCUUUUGGUGAUCUUUAGACAGCUGACAUAGUGGGGUGGGUGUGGUGGAUUCCAUGCACUUGCUUACUUAUAUUUAUUCAUGGACAGAAAAAAAAUACAGGGCUAGGGCAUAAAGCAUUGGGUGGGGACCCAGUGGGCUGAAUAACCUGUACUGUAAACAGUUUAUAAUUCUGAUAACUAACUUCAAAGUCAAUUCUAACUGAGAGAGGGAAUUGGUGAUGGGGUGGAGAGGUGGUUAGGGUGGAGUGAUGGAAGGGUUUGCUGUGGGAGACGCUGGUAACAAUCUGUUGAAGUUCUGGAUGUAGGUUUGCUCGUAGAGCUGGAAUGUUCAUUUCCAGACGUUUUGUCAU